This is a messenger RNA of Didymodactylos carnosus, 705 nucleotides long. The record is from the annotation of a GenBank genome assembly. NCBI's taxonomy places the organism in Eukaryota, Metazoa, Rotifera, Eurotatoria, Philodinida, Philodinidae.
AUGACACUGUGUCUCGCAUCGAGUCUUAUCGUGAAGAAAGGUUUUGCUGCUUACGAUCAACUUGUUCGAUAUAAAUGGUGGUGGCGACAAGGCUGCAUGUCAUCGACUGGAAGGUGUUUUGAUAGCGGACAUUCAACAAAAGCAGCACUAGAUGAAUUUGUUAAUAGACAGCACAAAUUCAAACAGAACUUGAACAUUGACUUCAAAGAAUUGGAUUUAUUAACAGAAACUUUAGUAGAAGAAUUUGACACUAAGUGUAGUCGGGAAAAUAUUGUUAGUAACGGUUCAUUGAUGCGUCUAGCUCCUGUGCUGUUGUUCUAUUGUCAAGCAAAAUCAGCAACUUAUGCGAUUCAUUAUGCUGGCGAGAGUUUUCGUAUAACUCAUGCUGGAAAAAAAGCAGUAGAUGCAUGCCGCUUCUAUGGAUUUUUACUAUACGCUGCUCUAAAUGGUCGUUCAAAGCACGAUUUGUUAGACAAAAAAUUUUACGAACUAAAGCUGAACGCUGGUUGGUAUGGCAGUGAACCAUUACAUCCAGAUAUCGUUCGUGUAGCUGAGGGUUCAUAUCAAACAAAAGAUCGAAAUAAAAUAAAAGCAAGUGUGAUGGCUGAACAAACAUUAGAAGCCGCUAGGUGGGCUUUUUACAAUGAUGGUGAUUCAUUUCAUGUCGGUGUUUUGAAAUGCGUCAACUUAGGCGAUAGGCGAUGA